This is a messenger RNA of Periophthalmus magnuspinnatus, 3310 nucleotides long. Its product is annotated as dnaJ homolog subfamily C member 11-like. Gene Ontology annotation, biological process: cristae formation. The transcript is spliced from 16 exons. The coding region runs from base 17 to 1702 and encodes 561 amino acids. NCBI's taxonomy places the organism in Eukaryota, Metazoa, Chordata, Actinopteri, Gobiiformes, Gobiidae. The record is from RefSeq and is a predicted model, not a curated record.
UUGGGCAAACGCAAACAUGGCGACGUCCUUAGAAGAUGAUGGCGAGCCGAAUAACCAGGAUUAUUACUCUCUUUUAAACGUCAGAAAAGAGGCGACUCUGGAGGAGCUGAAGGCGUCCUAUCGCAGACUGUGUAUGCUCUAUCACCCAGACAAACACAGAGACGCAGAGCUCAAACGACAGGCCGAGCAGCUGUUCAACCAGGUGCAGACGGCGUUUACAGUGCUGAGUGACGAUCACGCUCGAGCGAUCUACGACAUCUUUGGGAAGAAAGGUCUGGAAGUGGAAGGAUGGGAGGUUGUGGAGAGGAAGCGGACUCCUGCAGAGAUCAGGGAGGAGUAUGAGAGACUCCAGAGGGAGAGAGAAGAGAGGAGGCUGCAGCAGAGGACCAAUCCCAAGGGGACCAUCAGUGUGGGGGUGGACGCCACAGACCUGUUUGAUCGAUACGAUGAAGAUGAUUUUGAUGAAGCUCCGAGCGGUGGCUUCCCUCACAUCGAAAUCAACAAGAUGCACAUCUCCCAGUCCAUCGAGGCCCCUCUGACAAACUCCGAUACGGCGGUGCUGUCGGGCUCUCUCUCCACUCAUCAUGGAAACGGAGGAGGCAACAUUGCCAUGACGAUUCGCCGCGUGACAUCAGCGCGAGGAUGGGGCGAGGUGGAGUUUGGGGCGGGCGACGUUCUGGGGCCGGUCGUCGGGUUAAAGAUGUUUAGAAACGUGACUCAGAGAUGUUGGAUGACCGGUCAGUGUGGUGUCCAAUUCUCUCCUCGUGGCGUCAGACCGUCCUGUUCUCUGAUGGCGGCUCGUCACCUGGACGGUAAUACCAUGGGCUACCUGCAAUGGCGCUGGGGUCCCAACAGCGCCAUGACGACGAGCAUCGUCCGAGACACCAAGUCCACGCACUUGACGCUCGCCCUACAGCUGGGGGUUCCACACUCGUAUCUGAUGCUGAGUUGUCAGUACAAGUUCCAGGACGAGGAUCAGACCAGAGUCAAAGGCUCACUCAAGACGGGUUGGUUUGGGACGGUGGUAGAGUACGGUGUUGAGCGUAAGGUCAGUCGUCACAGUGUGUUGUCUGCGUCGGUGAGCGUUGGGAUUCCUCAGGGUGUCACCCUCAAAAUCAAGCUGUCCCGGGCGUCGCAGACUUACCUGUUCCCGGUUCACUUGACUGAUCAGCUGCUCCCCUCUGCAGUGUUCUACGCCACAGUGUGCCCCCUGCUGGUGUACCUGGCCGUGCACAGACUGGUCAUUGUUCCCUGCACUCAGGCACAGAAAGAGCAAGAGCUGGAGCUGCAGAGGAUAAACUCGGCCACGGAUAUCGCCAAAAAGAAACAGGAGGCAGAGUCGGCCGUUUUACUGAUGCAGGAGUCGGUCAAGAGGAUUAUAGACGCGGAGGAGUCCAAGAUGGGUCUGAUCAUUCUGAAUGCCUGGUACGGGAAGUUUGUGUCGGAGCUAAAACAGGAGAAAAACAAAGUGAUCGACGUCACUGUUCCUCUGCAGUGUUUAGUCAAAGACUCGAAGCUCAUCCUCACAGAGGCCUCCAAGGCUGGUCUUCCUGGGUUCUAUGAUCCGGCUGUGGGGGAGGAGAAGAGCCUGAAGUUGUUGUAUCAGUUCAGAGGCGUCAUGCACCAGGUCCUGUCUGCAGACACCGAGGCCCUGAGGAUCCCCAAGCAGUCUCACAGAAUCGAGUCCACAGAGUCGUCCUAGAGUUUCGACGAUAAACCUGGACAGUUACCAUAGCAACAGUAUUUUUUCUGCCACACAAAUUGUAAAAAAAAGAUAUGAACCUUACAUUACCUGUGGCAGAAGAGCCGACAGGUGUGACCGACAGGUGUGACCGACAGGUGUGACCGACAGGUGUGAUCGACGGGUGUGACAGGUGUAUUUCUAACACAUAUUUGUGUUGAAUGCAGAUGUGACCAGGUCUGGAUGUUCUUGGCCGAUGUCUUUAGACAUUAAGCAGCUUUAGAUGAUUUUCGUUCGACCUGAACCACGUUUGUGUUUUAUGGAUCAUUUUAUUGUGUUUUAUUGUCAUUUUAUUUAUUUAUCUUAAUUGUGUUUGGAUCUGCCUUUACAAACAUUUAAACAUAGAGUUUAAGAAGGAGCUGCCUCAGCCACAGACUGAAAGAUAUUUACAGUCAGGAGCCAAAAAGUACUCGAGUAAGACUAACGUUACUUCAAAAUAAUAUUAUUCAAGUAGAAGUCCAGUAGUGCUCCAAGUAAUGACUCAAGUAAGAUUAAAAGUUAUUUAGGAAAAGUACUACUUACAAGUAAGAGUACUGUUACACUGAACAGUAUAUUACUCGAGUACACGAUUACUGUUACACUGUACAAUAUAUUACUAGAGUAAGAGUACUGUUACUUCAAUGAAAAUAUUACUCGAAUAAAAGUAUGCUGCUAAAAGAGUACUCUGAAAAGUACAAUUUCUUUAAAAAGUUGUUCGAGUAAAUGUUACUCAAGUACUACCACCUCUGUGAAUUGUAUAUAAUUAUUUACAAAUUAAAGAUGUACUGUGUAACUUUUCUCCAUGGAGAUGGUAUUGGUUUGCCUGGAAUGUUCUAUGUCAUUAAUCCCGUCCAUCUUAUUUACAGGUGUGUCAUUGUUCAAAGCUUGAUAAACAUGCAUUCUCCACAGAUCUGACCUGUAACUUGGUCUGGUGGUGUCACCUGUUUGUCUCCACGGCGACAGAUGCAUUUACGGGCAAAGCGACAGAGUUGUUAAGCGAUGAUGUCACUUCCGGGUCAUAGCAGAUUUGUUUUUGUUCCAUGUCAAAAGUGCUUCAGCUCAGACUGUGUCAAAUAUGUGGAUACUAUAGUAAUAAUCAUAAAACAGGAUUACCGGUGUGUACGUCUCACUGACGUCACCCCUAAUGCUAACUUAACCUGAGUUAGCUUAGCCUAGCUCACCUCCCUCGUACACUUUCUGUCACAGUUAUAUCUAGAUCCAUGGUCAUAAGUGUGUUUGCUUUAAACGACUGCAGUCUGUUUAGCAUCAGAGAUGAGGAUCAGAACAAGACAAAACCAAGACUUUGUUUUUUGUUGUUAUCUGCAUUUAAAUUCAAAAGACCAAUUGCCCAACACCCGCCUCUUAAAAUGGCCUGUGGAGGGCAGUGGAUUUCCAUUUGUUUUGUUUGUAAUUCUAAACCUCUAAAAUAUCUGCAUUGUCAUUCUAUUGUAAUGAAAGUCAAACUUUGGAUGCUAUGUCUUUAGUUUGACCCUGAACUGCUUCAGCCACAACAUUAUGACACAUUUCCAUUAAAGCCACACUGUCACUUUUCUGUUGUGGUGUCACUCAUCAGUUUGUCUCCAUGGAUUU